CAGCUAUAAUGUUAUAAUGGGCGGACUAACUAUUAUUCAACCACCAAUCAAAAUGGCUCUUAAUGCGCCUGCGUAAGUCAACAAAGUUUUGGCAGUAAGCUAAAGUCCUUUGAAACAAUUCCAGAUCCUUGAGCCAAGUGUUUCCAAAAUUUAGUUUCUUUUCGCAAGCCCCCAACUAAGUCGCAGUUUUCCCAUUGAAGUCAGAAACUUUUUACUCAAUUAUCGUUUAUAAUUGAAUCAGUUUAAGGGCUGCAUUGCAAUGGCCAGUAUCGGUAGUGACUCUAUUGGUGAUUCUGUGUCUUCCGCUAAGCGUCCGCGGGUCGCAAUCAGCUCCAAGAGUCUGAAAAUAGUGGAGCCCCAGCCUAAGGCCAACAAUCGAGUGCCCAAGUGCGCUAGAUGUCGUAAUCACGGGAUUAUUUCGGAGUUAAGAGGCCACAAGAAACUCUGCACCUACAAGAACUGCAGGUGCUCCAAAUGCAUCUUGAUCUUUGAAAGGCAACGCAUAAUGGCUGCUCAGGUUGCCCUCAAGCGCCAGCAGGCCGUGGAGGAUGCGAUUGCACUGCGGUUGGUGGCCACCAAAACGGGUCGCUCCAUAGAUGCCCUGCCGCCGGGCAACAUUUUUGGGCUGACCGUGACCCAGCCAAGUUCACCAACUACCAAGAAGAAUGACGAGCCGGAUGGAAAACCUUUGGUCGAGGACUUGAAGCGACAGAAUGAGGUCUCUAUCGAAGCUCCAGCGGUUGCCCAGGAUCUGAGUGCAAGCCGACGGGAAAGUGUCUCCCAGACAGCCAUUGACAUGCUGGCUCAGCUGUUUCCCCAGAGGAAGCGUUCUGUCCUGGAGCUGGUCCUCAAGCGUUGCGAUCUCGACUUGAUCCGUGCCAUCGAGAAUGUGUCUCCGGCGGGAAAAUCCGCGCCAGUGGAGACUACUAGUAGUCAGGUUUCCAAUCAGCAGACAGGAUCCACUCUGCCCAGUCUGCCCAGCUUGCCUCAGGCCACGUCCCACAGGAGCAGUGCCUUCAGACCUGUCGUGGCUGAUCAAUACCAGAACAAAUCCAUGGUGGAGUUGAAGCCGCCUCCGUUUGGGAGCACCACUUCGGCAGCAGCGGCCGCCAUCUGCGCCUACCCCAAGUGGUUCGUGCCCCUCUCCUUUCCGGUCACCAUGGGCCACCUCUCAAACCUGGCACCGCGAUGCACUCUGCCCAAUUGCGCCUGCCUGGACAGCUACCAGUUCCACUAGAAAUCCUUACUCCCAAAACUCUAUCGUUACUUCAAUUGGAAUAAAUUUAUUUAACCUAACUACAAGCUGGA
Messenger RNA from Drosophila ananassae, 1308 nucleotides. RefSeq names its product doublesex- and mab-3-related transcription factor A2 (gene dmrt93B). Gene Ontology annotation, biological process: sex differentiation; regulation of transcription by RNA polymerase II. The transcript is spliced from 3 exons. Bases 260 to 1237 code for a protein of 325 amino acids. Gene Ontology annotation, molecular function: DNA-binding transcription factor activity, RNA polymerase II-specific; RNA polymerase II cis-regulatory region sequence-specific DNA binding. Lineage: Eukaryota; Metazoa; Arthropoda; Insecta; Diptera; Drosophilidae. The record is from RefSeq and is a predicted model, not a curated record. Gene Ontology annotation, cellular component: nucleus.